This is a messenger RNA of Owenia fusiformis, 467 nucleotides long. NCBI's taxonomy places the organism in Eukaryota, Metazoa, Annelida, Polychaeta, Sabellida, Oweniidae. The record is from the annotation of a GenBank genome assembly.
GAGGGAUUCAGUGGACAAUAUUGUGAAAAUAAAACUAGUACAUCACUAUGUGAACCUAAUUUAUGUGAAAACAAUUCAACAUGUCAGGAAAAUGAGAAUGAUUUUGAAUGCGAAUGUAGUGAAGGAUUCGAUGGUAAAUUAUGUGAGCUUAGAAUUUCACCUUGUGAAUCAAGUCCAUGUGUUGGAAAGGCAAAGUGUGUGGAAACAAUUGACUCUAUUGGUCACACAUGUGUGUGCCCUAGUGACCAUUAUGGAAAUGACUGCACAUUCUGUAAACCCAAAGAUGAUUGCGAGGGACAUUUUACAUGCAAUGUAGAUAAUGGUGAAAAAGUUUGUAUUGAGAAUUGGAAUGGAGGAAACUGCAACGUAUGGAUUGGUGAUCCAUAUACCUGCCUAGAUCCAGUAAACAUUUCACAUGAUCUUGGAGGAUUCUGGAAUGGUAACAUGGUUUGUGACAAGGAUGGGAC